This is a messenger RNA of Ceratina calcarata, 2032 nucleotides long. Its product is annotated as E3 ubiquitin-protein ligase Rnf220-like. Gene Ontology annotation, molecular function: metal ion binding; ubiquitin protein ligase activity. NCBI's taxonomy places the organism in Eukaryota, Metazoa, Arthropoda, Insecta, Hymenoptera, Apidae. Gene Ontology annotation, biological process: protein ubiquitination. Bases 546 to 1946 code for a protein of 466 amino acids. The record is from RefSeq and is a predicted model, not a curated record. The transcript is spliced from 7 exons.
AAUAUUUCUAGAUUUUCUCAUUAACGAUUAAUAAUUUUAAAGAAUUCACAAACUUAGUAAACAUUGGAGUAAUCGAAUUUUCGUAACCUCCGACAAUUUAUAUUUAAUAUCUCCACUCCUGACAGCUGAAAGGUUACGAAGAAAAGCAGAAACCUACUUUUCGAUUCCUUAAACACAUGAUAAUUUCCUCAUGUCUCUAAUUCAGAACUAGAAAUAUUAAAAAAGUUAAUUAACACCUCAGUCAUGUAAUAAUAGAGCGUACGUACAAGUGGCGCCACUGGCACCGCUGGGCACCGCCAUUACUGUUUACUACUACAUGCAACUGUGCAGUAGCUUGCGGCUUGCGCAGUAGCGGUCAGUAAUGGCGUCGGUAGGAUGUUCGUGCCCCAUCGUCGUCUGGCCGGUACCCUCCUCUCAGCCUCCGCAUUCGUCUUCGUCCACCCUACCGUCACCCCGAUGCCGCCGCAACCGCUGGCCACGUUCCCACAUUGAGAAGCGAGGAUAAGGAGCCCCGGCGGUGGUUCCUAGGCGAAGGUCUGCGUCACAUGUUGCAACUGCCAUUUCUGCAUCAUCCGUUGGAGCACGGGAGUCUGUACCAGAGCUACAGAUAUAUCGAGCCAGGUUACAAACGUUCGAACCUUCCGCAAAUCGGAUCGACUUUGUUUUGCGAUCGGUCAGAGAGCAUGUUCUCACUGUCCGGGGGUAAUGGGCUGGUCAGGGUGACUCCUAGGGAUGGGAAAAGUGAUUUGGAAGAAGAAGAAGAGGUCGAGGAAAGAGAUGGAGGCAGUGAGAACGUUGAUAGACCUUUGAUUGAAGAAGGAAGGCCUUACAGACGUAAAAAGAAGUUCGUUAGCGAGCCGUCAUGUUGUCCGGCGUGUGGAGUCACCGUGCGCCCGCAGGAGCUCGGCCAGCACUUCUCGCAAGAGCUGGACCGACUUUACAAGGUCGGCGCUGGUUCCAGGAACCGGGGAGCAGCGAGAAAUAGCCAAGAGGGCUCGGGGACCGGGGAUGGAACCCCGCAGGCCAGGUGGGAGACUUACAAGAGGAUCAGAGCCAACAGACAGGCACGAAUUCGUACGAAGAAUAGGAAAAGGAAAGCGGACGAGCCUCCGAGCUGUCCUAUCUGCAAUGAGAGGCUCUCCGGUACCGCUGAGGAGUUAAAUAGACACGUCGAGGGCUGUUUGAAUAGGCAGAACAACGACGGAUCAAAUUCGUCGAAUAAUGUAGACGAGGAGGAAGUUGACGUGGAAGGAGGCAAUGCGGGGGGAUUUGAAGUGUACGAAUGGGCUGGACAGAGGAGGGUCAGGGCUAGUUCUAUGCUGGAUGGAGGAUUUUCUGCGGUCGGUCUAGCGACUUCUUCCUCAAACAAACCUCAAGAUGACGAAGAAGAGGUCGACCUCAUAGUAGACGGCGAUUCCUCCGAGUUCGGCACUGCCCAAUAUUCCGAGUCCGACGUAAUAACUCCAUUAACUGAGGGCAGUUCGCGCGAGCAGAAAGAAAGAGACGCACUCCGAGAAGCUGUGAUCUCUCCCAAUAUUUCUAUUCCAUUAAACGCAACGAGCGAAGACGACCCAACGUCUUCCACGUUGAACGGAACGAAGGAUUCGAGAAUCGAAGUCGAGAACUCGAAGCUGAAGCCUCGAAUCGAAGAGAAUGGUUGUUGUAGUUUGAGUUCGAGUUUGAAGAAUGAAGGAGGGGAUUGUAGAAAGGAUCGACUUAUCGUCGAAGCUUUGAGGGAGAGAGUAAGGGAGCUUGAGGCUGAGAUGCGAGCCGUCGGAUUCAAAUGUCUCAUUUGCAUGGAGCAGUACAAGAAGCCGGUGACUUCUGUUUGCUGCUGGCAUGUACACUGCGAGCAGUGCUGGUUACACACUCUGGGAGCGAAGAAGCUGUGUCCGCAGUGCAACAUGAUCACCUCACCGUCUGAUCUCCGGAGGAUUUACAUGUGAAUCACCAGUUAAUUCUAGGAAUAAUUGUAAAAAUCGUGUAAAUAUAUAUACGCUGGUAUACGCGUACGUAAGUCAUCUACGAUUAA